AUGUCUGUCGAACAAUUCCCCUUCAUGAGGCUCCCAUUGGAGCUACGCCUAAAAAUCUAUCAUAGCGUGGUCCAAGAUCACGUCGAGAGCUUUCCAGUCUUUAGUGCAGCAAUGGAUGAUGAUACGCAGGUUGACUUCAGAGUCAUCGAGCAUUCAGCACAGUUGUUUCCCAAUCUGCUCAGCGCGCACGAAAUGUUCUUCGAUGACUGCGCCGCUACCAUCCUUUCGGGUUCUCGCAUCCAUUUUCCAUCUCCACACAUCAUCGCCGAGCUCUCGAUUGAACAGAGGCUCCUUAUUAAGCACACGAUGGUCCGCUUAGACGACAAACUUCCCGGACACUUUAAGACUGCCGCACCCUCCGAUCUUCGCUACAUUCAAUAUGACCCUUGCGCGAAGCCGAUAGCAGACGAUUUCAAGGACCUCAGAGGGCUGUUGCCAAACGCCGAAAGCAUCCUUGUCGUAUUCGACUACAAGUUCACAAACGCUUGGACUUGGGAUCCCAAUUUCGAUCAUGACAGACUUUACUAUAAGCACUGGCAAGCGUGGUUUAAGUCUCUUGACAAUGUCAGGACGCCACCUCGUUGGGGUACGGCAAUUCCGGAUGUCGUUGAUUACACGAUGAGGGACAACAGCAUCGUCAUUGAAUUAGCUUUUGAUCAACCGAUUAUUUCCUCUACAUGA
Messenger RNA from Bacidia gigantensis, 681 nucleotides. RefSeq lists its product as uncharacterized. Bases 1 to 681 code for a protein of 226 amino acids. Lineage: Eukaryota; Fungi; Ascomycota; Lecanoromycetes; Lecanorales; Ramalinaceae. The transcript has a single exon. The record is from RefSeq and is a predicted model, not a curated record.